AUGCUUCGCAGCUCGUCGGACGUGAGACAGCAGAGAUCUCAGUCGGGCACCUCCUCUUUCGUAGCCAGCGUUAACAGAUGUGGGAGCACCAAGCAGUGGAGUGCAGCACUGCAGCUGUUCCGAGGGGUGUCGCAGCUGCGAGCUCAAGCCAGCAUUGUUCUCUACAGCGUUGUCGUCAACGCAUGUGGAAAAGGUGGGCAGUGGCAAAAUGCGCUCUCACUGCUCUGCGAAGCACUCGAGGUGGGGUUGCAGCCAGACGUAGUCUUUUUCAACGGUGGAAUCAGCGCGUGCGAGAAAUGCGGGAGGUGGGAGCAGGCGUUGGGGCUCCUCGGCGAUCUGCGGGACGCGCACUUGGAACCAGACGUCGUCAGCUACAGCGCCGGAAUGAGCGCUUGCGAAAAAGGUCAGCAGUGGCAGCGUGCGUUGUCGCUGCUGAGGGAGCUGAUGGCAGCGACGUUGGAGCCCAACGCUGUCAGCUACAGCGCCGCAAUGAGCGCGUGCGAGAAAGGUGGAUGUUGGCAUCUGGCGUUGUCACUGCUCAGCGAGUUGUGGCAGGCAAAAAUAGAGGCAGAUACUAUCAGCUACAGUGCUGGCAUCAGCGCGUGCGAGAAAGGAGGUCAGUGGCAGUGGGCACUCUCGUUGCUGAAAGAGCUGUGGGAUACAGAAUUGGAGCCAGACGUCAUCAGCUGCAACGCUGCAAUCAGCACGUGCGAAAAAAGUGGACAGUGGCAGCGCGCGCUGUCGUUGUUCAGCGAUCUGCGGGAGGCGAUGCUGAAGCCCAGUGUCGUCACGUUCGGCGCCGGAAUCAGUGCGUGCGAGAAAGGCUCGCAGUGGCAGCAGGCAUUGAUCUUGCUUGGCGAGUUAGGGGAUGCCAAAGUAGAGCCUAAUGUCAUCGUCUACGGUGCGACAAUCAGCGCGUGCGAGAAAGGCGGGCAAUGGCAGCACGCGUUGACUUUGAUGGGCGAGCAAAGGGAGGGAAGAUUGGAGCCCGACGUCAUCAGCUACAGCGCUGUGAUCAGCGCGUGCGAGAAGGGCGAGCAGUGGCAGCGGGCGCUGGCGGUGCUGAGCGAGAUGUGGGAGGUGAAGUUGGAGCCCGACGUCAUCUUUACUACAUUGCAGGCACACCGCGUGCGAGAAGGGCGGGCAGUGGCAGAGGGCGCUGUGGCUGCUGGGCGGGAUGCUGGCGGCGGGCCUGCGGCCAGACGCCACCAGCUUCAACGCCGCGAUCAGCGCGUGCGAGAAGGGGGGCGGGCAGUGGCAGCACGCGCUGUCGCUGCUCCGGGGACUGCGUGGGGCGCGGCUGCGGCCCGACGUCGUCAGCUACUGCGCCGCUGCAAGCGCGUUCGAGAAGAGCGACCAAUGGGAGAGGACUUUGGCUCUGCUCAGGGAGGUGCGGGAAGCGCAGCUGGAGCCAGACGCGAUUCAUCUACAGUGCUGGGAUCAGCGCGUGCGAGAAGUGCGAGCAAUAGCGGUAGACUCCGUCGCCGUUCGAGGAGAAGGAGGACGAGGCUUCCCGGCGACGCUGCGGGCCGACGCAACGGCCGAGGACGGCAGCGCGUCUCUGGCGAGGAGGCCGUCCCGGACGCCGUGCGCCGGGCCGGAAGGAGAUGUCCGCCUCCUGCGCGGUGUCCGACUCGGGCGACGUGGCGGUGUGAUACCGCGCGGGCCCGGUUUGCCCGACGCCGCGGCCGUGCCCGCUGCCGGGGCGGCGCCCUCCCGCCUCGCUCAAGUCACGGCCGCUGCCCUCCCGUGCCCGCAAGGCGCACACACCAUGAGACCAUUUCUUUAUGGGAGUCCUAA
Messenger RNA from Prorocentrum cordatum, 1800 nucleotides. The record is from the annotation of a GenBank genome assembly. Lineage: Eukaryota; Dinophyceae; Prorocentrales; Prorocentraceae.